AUGAAGCGGAGGCAGCAAACGAUGUCGUCUUUUCUGUCAACUGCGGAGAAGUCUCGAAGAGAAACAGGUAACAAUAAUUUUAGGAAUAAGAGUUAACAAAUAUUACGUGUUGUUCCAGUUCUGAAAGUGACGAUAAAACAAUAUGCUGAGGCUGAAAUGACCAGUAUCCGUAGCUGUAGCGGCAUCCACGUGGUGAAUGCGAAGGCAGUCUUUCUCGUGAAAUGUUACUGAUUAUGGUCUUGACUGCACCAAAUGUAUUUUCAAGAAAAGACUGAAGGAAGUUUUAACAAAAAAAGCCUUCAACAACGCAAGUGUUGAGAAAAACUGCGAAUUGCAGCGAAUCGAAGUAGAAACGAAACGAGACCGCUGACUUUGUUGUGAUAAUACUUCAUGUAUGUAAAAGGAAAUAUAACAACAGAAGCCACUUUAUGGCAAUAUUUCGUUAUUCCGUUGAUUCAUUUGCAGCUCUCUUUCAUUAAGAAAACAAAAACGAUCUUGAGCUGGAACUGCAGGAAAAUGCAUUUUGGGGGUCAAAACUACAUAAAUGUUCUCUCUAAAUGAGUAAACGUUACCUUUUUUUGUAUUAAUAUAUUGUAUUGUAAAAUUUUAACUUUUUUUGUAAUGAAGCUGGUUGUAAUAAAGCUGGUUGUUGUUGUUGUAAAUGUAUUCAUUUAGUAAACUUCACUGGUAUUAGGGUGUAAAGAAUAAACAGUAAAAAUUGACACAAAUACUCAGUGGUUUUGUUAGAUGUACCAAACAUGGAAGGUUUCCCUGUGUCUGUAUCAAAUGCUGUAGCAACUUCAAGCAAAAAUUUGCACCUUGGUGUGUCUAGUGAGUCGCAAGGGUCACAAGUUACAAUGGGUUGUAAGGAAAACAUUUCAGGUAUAAGCUAUACAUUUCUUUUUUUAAGGUUUCAUUGAAGUUUCGUUGCCCAUUCAACCCAGGUGAACAAAGAGUAACACAACCUUUAAUUUUCGUUAUCCAGAUGCUGUAUGUGAACAAUCAGUUAGUGACGUCACCGAUAGUUUCACUGAAGAACAGCCAAAAAAGAAAAUUCAUCAUUAUGUAGUCUGCAAGAGGCGCAACUGCUUGGAUGUGUCACAAGAAGAAAGAGCUCGCAUUAAGACAGCUAAAAACAAACAGAUGUUUAACCACAACCUUAUCUUCAAGAAGGAUUUGGCUUAUAACCCUAAAGUGCAGAUGUGGUGGCUUGUUUACAUAGAAGGAGAGGGCCAAUACUGUCUGAUCUGCAAGAAGUUUGAUUCCAAGAAUCCCCAAAACAAGACGGACGUUUUUUCAGCUGAACCAAGUACAAGGUUGAAGAAGGAAUGUCUCGAAGAACACAUUGCAACAAAGAGGCACAGAGACGCCAUAACUGCCAUUCUAAUGAACAGGUUGUCUGUUUUUCAGAAAGAGCUUGACCACAAUGCCGACGUUCAAGUUGGCGUGUAUGAAAGGGUUUUCUAUUACCUUUACUGGUUGGCAAAGGAAGAGAUAGCAAAUGUAAAGGCAAAAAGUCUGUUGCAGUUGGUUGAGAAGCUGGGUUGUGACAUGAGUGGUUUUAACCACACAUCGAUGGGUUCCCAACGGGAUAUGCUGCUUCUCCUCGGGGAAAUGAUUCAGAAGGAAGUAAUUGCAGCUGUAACUGGGCCAUUUGGGAUAAUGGUUGAUGACAUGACUGACAUUGCAAAUUUGGAGCAAAUGCUCGGCUUUAUUCAGUAUUAUAGUAAGAGUAGCGAAAAGGUUGAAGUGAAAUUCCUAUGUCUGGAAAAUGUUCUUGCCAACUCCGACAAAGCAGAUUCUGAAACCAUCACGGGUGUCCUUCUUAAAGUCAUUGAGAAACACGGUCUCAAUUUUACGUGGUUCAAGAGCUUUGUAUCAGAUGGCGCAAGUGUUAUGGUUGGAGAAAGGUCAGGUGUAGCUACCAGAUUGAAGGCUGAUGAAAGAAUCCAGUCCUUAAUAUCUGUCCACUGUGUUUGUCACAAGCUAGCUCUAGCAUGUACAGACACUUUGAAUGAUCUUUCUACAAUAAAGCAGGUGCAAAACACACUUAACACCCUCUGGCGAUUGCUUGACAAUUCCAACAAGAAAACAUCAAUUUUUUUAAAAGUGCAACUUCACAUGAAUGACAUAACUCUGACAAAUAAGAAUUCCAAGAGGAAAGUAGCCAAGAAGCUGAAAAAGGCAUGCCAAACACGCUGGCUGUCAUUUAACAACGCUGUUCAGUCUGCAUGGGAAAGCUUUCCUGCCAUUAUUCAAUUUCUUCUCAAGCUGAAGGAUGAUGAUCCCACAUGCCAGGGCCUCCUUGUGCAAAUGAACAAUGUCCGUUUUCUGUCUUGCUUGUAUAUUCUGAAGCAUGUGCUUCCCCAUCUUGACAACUUGUCAAAAUCAUUUCAGCAUUCUACAGUCAAUUUCAGUCAUCUGAAACCAGAAGUUGUUAGGGCUAAGGCCGCUCUAGAUGAAGUAACAACCAGUGAGGUACCUGUCAAGGAAUUUAGUCACGAUGUCAAGGAAGGAAAAAUGGCGAUGUUGCAGUUCUCUCUCUCUGAGCACCAGCUUGCAUACAUGCGAAACUUGCUACUCAAGUACGUCUCUACUCUGAAAGAGAAUAUUGAUCUGAGGUUUCAAAACACCCUCCCUCUUCUUGGGGCUCUUUCAAUGUUUGAUCCUACUCUUAUUCCUUCAAGUGUUUCAGAACUUCCAUCUUAUGGGGUAGAUUCUAUCAAAGUACUCGCCAAGCACUAUUUCCCUGACCAACAAGAUCGACUACUGGCUGAGUGGAAUACAUUGAAGUAUCAUAUGAAAGAAAUGACCCUUCCAGCUGAUGUGAAAGAGGGUAAGACCAUCAUGCCAGCAGAGUGGUGUAUGUGCCAGUUGAUGAAACAGAGGUCGUCUUUCAUUUCUCUUCUUCCUCUUCUUAUGCAAAUUGUUGAGAUAGCACUGACAAUGCCUAUCAGCAAUGCAGGGCCUGAAACGGGAGCCAGUCAAGUCAAGUUAAUCAAGACAAGGCUGAGAAGUAGGAUGAGUAAUGAUAUGUUAGCUUGUCUUCUAAACAUCGCAAUGAAUGGCCCAGAAGUCAAUUCUCAUGAAUGUGACACCCUUGUUAAGAUGACCACUGAGAAAUGGCUCUCUGGAAGACGCUACAAGUUGAGCAAAGGAAAGUCUGCAGCAAGAGAAGCUCUCGGGACCUCAGAGAGAGAACCUACACUGAUCGAGACCACCAAUGCGUCCACCCAGACUGAAACAGAAGAGAACAGUCGGGAAGAGCAAAAGCAGCAGCAGCAAGAAGAAGAACAGGCCCUCAUUAAAUUAGGUCUUGCGCAGUAUGCAGAUGAUCCAGUUUGUGAUGACAGUGACUGGGACAGUGCGAUGGAAAGUGAUUUCAGUGACUCUGAGUAA
This is a messenger RNA of Porites lobata, 3399 nucleotides long. NCBI's taxonomy places the organism in Eukaryota, Metazoa, Cnidaria, Anthozoa, Scleractinia, Poritidae. The record is from the annotation of a GenBank genome assembly.